Penicillium malachiteum is the source of this 1032-nucleotide messenger RNA. RefSeq lists its product as uncharacterized. NCBI's taxonomy places the organism in Eukaryota, Fungi, Ascomycota, Eurotiomycetes, Eurotiales, Aspergillaceae. The transcript is spliced from 4 exons. The record is from RefSeq and is a predicted model, not a curated record. The coding region runs from base 1 to 1032 and encodes 343 amino acids.
AUGACUUCUCUUACCUCAACAGAACUGGAAGAAUGGCCGCAGAGCAGACAGUCAGCAAUCUAUGGCGUCUGCGGUGUGAUGAUGCUGCUUGGAAAUGUAUCUGUCCCGAUGCGCAUCUGGGCCCAGUGGAAAGUUCAUAGGAAGACUUUCAUGGAGGAUUAUUUUCUCGUUGCAGCGUUGUUGUUUGCCAAUGUUGGAACCAUCGCAACAAUAAUUGCAGGGACUAAAGGCUUAGGUAUUCAUACCUUCCGCAUAGUAGCCCAAGACCCGUCAUAUAAGGACCUCGUCUCAGUAUUUGCUAGUGUCUGGGUAACUGCUCUCUUCAACGGACCAUCGAUCUUCGCAACAAAAGUCGCCCUUUUGACUUAUUAUCGUCGCCUAUUUAUCGUGAAUCAGACAUGGCUUAAAGUCACUUGGUGGAUCAACCUGGUCUUUGCCACACUUUUGUGUCUAGGUACCAUCCUGUUCUAUAUCCUGCAAUGCUCGCCUGUCAACUGGUACUGGGAAAGAGUCAAUGCGUAUACCAAUGAGACCGGUACUUGCGUCCAACCUUUAGGCGACAUUGGUGCUCCCUUGGUCUUGAGUAUGGUUUCAGACCUUGCUAUUCUGCUCUUGCCGAUCAUAACGGUCAUCACCCUGCAAAUGGAUAUAAAGCGCAAGCUUGGACUCACAGCAGUCUUCUCAGUGGGUUUCGUGUCCUUCGGAUGUUCUUUGGCUCGAGUCACCGUCUUAUUGGCGGGAACGGAAAUGGCAGACGAUGACACAUGGACUCUCACAGCAUUUGAGAUACUGAGUGUAGUCGAGCUCACCUGUGCCAUCCUCUGUGCCUCUGCCGUCCCGAUCUUCUCAUAUUUCCGGCUGCUUCUACGUGGAAGAAGGGAGGAAAGUACUGGUAGCCAUGACGGAUACGGCUUUAAAGACAUAUCCGCCUCACGCCUGAAGAAAGAUCGUGGAAGCUGGUUGGCCUCGUCAAGUUCUGAGCAUCUUCGUGAGGAAUAUGCUUCAAACUCGAAGGAUCCUGCAAUUCCAUGA